Molecule: messenger RNA, 2262 nt
Organism: Eremothecium cymbalariae DBVPG#7215
Lineage: Eukaryota; Fungi; Ascomycota; Saccharomycetes; Saccharomycetales; Saccharomycetaceae
Gene: NPR1
Product: serine/threonine protein kinase NPR1
Exons: 1
Coding region: 1-2262 (753 amino acids)
Biological process (GO): intracellular signal transduction; protein phosphorylation
Molecular function (GO): protein serine/threonine kinase activity; ATP binding
Source: RefSeq, a predicted model, not a curated record
AUGUCAUCGUUAACCAAGUUGUUGCAGGAGAAGAGGAAGAAUGAGAUUGUUAGUGCGAACUUGGCCUCAUCGCUGCAGGCAGCUGUGUUAACGGAACCUUUGGUGGAUCAUCAACGCCAGAAUGCUGUGGAAAAGCCUUCUUUAACACAAAGGUACUCAAGCACGACGACAAUUACGCAGGUUAACUCGAAUAGUGAUAGCGAUACCACGCCAAAUGGGUCGAUGGAUAGGGGUAAUCCACUUUCCCAAUCGUUCAUGGACACUAAUUCUGCGUAUACAGCAGCUUUUUACAGGGGCAGCAGCAUGCCGUGCAAGGAUCGCACGGUGUCAGUUAUCAUUAACGAAGGGAUCAAUAUUAGUCGGAACUCGUCAGCCAAGCAUUCAUGGAGUCAUAGCGUGGGUCGAAACUAUCCUUCAUUAUCCUCCAGCAUACCUUAUUCGGUUCCUAAUUCAAAUAGCAAUGGUGCGAGCUCGCAGACGAGUUUUACACAAGACAACAACAACCCUGGUAAUACGUUUGUGACUUCUCAGUGGAUAGAAAAGUAUGGGAACUCACUUCCAAAGAAUGUUUCUGCUAUUGACUCGAAUAUUAUUUCGUCCCCCAAAGUCGGUUCAGUGGAGCCGCGAUUUGUAAUUUCACGACAAAAGUUGCAGAAAAGCCCGACUGAAAUUACCUCUAACCAUUCGAUAUCGAUUUCAAGGUCGAGUUCCCUUUCCUCACAACUGGGUAAUUUCUUUUUCACCAAGUCAUCCAAAGAUAUACCGUUUUCCUCUGCUGGGAAUGUUCCAACUUCCUCCAACAGUUGCUCUAAUAAAGAAAAUGUCAAUAAUGAGAACUGCAUCCCUAAACCCAUUCGUGCCAGACAAAGUUCUGUCUAUAGCACUUCACGCCAGCCCACUGGCUCCUACAACGAUAAUUUUGCAGGGUCGCCUUCCUCGUUACAAGAAAAUCCGUUGUCCCACCAAGCGACAAAAUCGCGCCACUCCUCCUUUGCAGAUUUAAAGAGAUUUUUCAAAAGGAGUGGCUCUAACAGUCAGUUAAGUGUAUCGCCGGGCACCCCACCAGUUUCAAAUGGUUCCAUUUCUUCACACAGUUCAAACCAUUCUUCCACAUUUACGGCGGGUUCUUAUGGAAGCCAGAAUGGCGAAGUAUUAUUUAAUCCUACUGGCAGUGCCGUGUCCCAAGGGUUAACGUUUUUCAAGAGGUAUUCCAAAACAGGAGAAAAGCUGGGUGCAGGUGCUGGCGGAUCUGUUAGAUUAGUAAGAAGAUUGAGAGAUAAUACUGUUUUUGCUGUUAAAGAAUUUCGUCCUAAAUACGAUAAUGAAUCAAAGCGUGAUUACAUUAAAAAGAUUACGUCUGAGUACUGUAUUGGCACAGCAUUACGUCAUCCGAACAUUAUCUCAACGAUAGAGAUAGUUUACGACAACAAUAGGAUAUUACAAGUAAUGGAAUACUGUGAUUAUGAUCUUUUCGCCAUUGUUAUGAGUAAUAAGAUGUCCUACGAAGAAAUCAAUUGCUGCUUCAAGCAAAUUUUAGUGGGAGUUGAAUACUUGCAUUCUAUGGGACUUGCGCAUCGUGAUUUGAAACUUGACAACUGUGUUAUUAACCGCCAAGGGAUUGUGAAAUUAAUUGAUUUUGGUGCUGCUGUUGUGUUCACUUACCCACAUUCUGGUACACUUGUAGAAGCAAGUGGUAUUGUUGGAAGUGAUCCAUAUCUUGCUCCGGAAGUUUGUAUUUUUACGAAGUAUGAUCCUCGACCGGUGGAUAUUUGGUCCGUUGCGAUCAUUUAUGCAUGCAUGAUCCUAAAAAAAUUCCCUUGGAAGAUUCCAAAGUUAAAGGAUAAUUCUUUCAAGUUUUUCUGCUCUGGAAGAGACUGCGACUCCCUGAGCGCACUGGUAACCCGUACACCUGAACCUCCAUCUUAUGACAAUAUGAUCUCAGGAAACACAUAUUCUUCACCCGCCCAACAGUCUAACAACCCCUCUGAUCCGAACAACCCCAAUAUUGGACCUCAAAGGCUUUUGCACUCCUUGCCAGAAGAGAGUCAGAAUAUCAUUGGUCGUAUGGUAACUCUAGCCCCAGCCUGCAGGGCCUCAAUUGAUGAAAUAAUGGAGGAUGACUGGAUUCGCUCAAUUGACAUUUGUUAUGUUAAUGAAGUUACCGACAGGCUUAUAACUGCAAGUGAUCAUAAACACACUCAGGUAGAUCAAAGUGAGGCCCAUAUAGCAGGCCUUGAGAAGAAAAAGAAAAGGGGCAAAUGA